GGGCUGUUCUUAAGCACGACACAACGCAGAGUGCCCUGGCACAGGCCUUAGCCGUGGUAUAUUGGCCAUAUAUCACAAACCCCAGAGGUGCCUUAUUGCUAUUAUAAACUGUUUACCAAUGUAAUUAGAACAGUAAAAAUACAUGUUUUGUCAUACCCGUGGUAUACGGUCUUAUAUACCACGGCUGUCAGCCAAUCGGCAUUCAGGGCUCGACGCACCCAGUUAAUAAAUGCAUAUAAGGACCGGACAUUUUUCAUUAAGAGCUUAAUGGAAACAUGCAACAAUAGCAAGCCUAUCGUCUUACAGUCAAAAUGCUAUAGCCUGUUAUUGAACAUGCAACUCUUGUAAUGUAGUUAAUAAAAAGGAAUUUUCAAACAUUUGCAAAAAUGGAAUUCGCUGGAAAACACAGUUCAAAACAGAGCACCUAAUGCGAGUGGUUCCAUAUGUGACAGAUGGAAAUCUCUGUUAGAAACUUAGAAAGAGGGGGAAUCUAUAACAACAACUAGGAUUGGUUGCUAAUAUAACUAGGAUUGUGCCUUCGGCUUCUGAACAAUGAAGAAAGUUGAUAUGAAAGCCAAUAGAACAGGAGAGAAAUGCUGUUUAAUGGCACCAGGAAGUCUUUAUAAAAUAAUUGCCGCCUCGUUUCUAUGGAUGGAUUUUCUCAAGGCUACUUUAAAGCAAGAUACUUAUCACCUGGAGCCUGGCUAGAAACAUGUCAGGGGAGUAUUGCCUAAUUUCCUGUGUCCUUCUGCUCAUGGUCAGCUUGUCUGUGGGGGUACAGAAUGGGGACAUGAGGCUGGUGGGGGGUGAGCUGGCCGUGGAGGGCCGUGUGGAGAUCUACUAUAAUGGACAGUGGGGGACCGUGUGUGAUGACAACUGGGACAUUGCUGAGGCACAGGUGGUGUGUCGCUAUCUCAACUACCCUGGUGCUCUCACUGCUGUGGUGGGUGGGAUAUACGGACAAGGAUCUGGUCCUAUCUGGAUGGAUGAUCUAAACUGUGAGGGGACAGAGAAAGACUUGUCCCACUGUCUCUUCAAAGGCUGGGGGGUUACUGACUGUCAGCAUGCUGAGGAUGCCGGUGUGGUCUGUGAAAGAGAAUCGUCUCGGAAUAACAGUCGCGUCUACACCCUGGACCACAACACAGGCCUCGGUAACCGCAUGGGGGCGCUGUUUGACAGUGGACGCGACUGCGACUUUGACAUCAUGGUGCGGGUUGCAAACAGCACUGUGGAAACCAUCUGUGUUCACAAGCUGAUUGUCACUCUGGACCCAAAUGCCUCCAUCUUAAACGCCACACAAGAGGAGAACCUCAGUAACCUCAACCUAGACGUCAGCCUCAACUGCCGGCCACAUGUCACCGACUUCCUGAGGUAUCUGUACACGUGGCAGAUUAACGUGACCAUGUCCUCUGCCCAGUGCAUCCACAAGAUGGCGUCCAACUGGGGUCUGAAGCAGCUUCAGGAGGCGGCAGGGAGGCUCUUCACCUGGCUGCUCCCCGAUGAUGCCUCCUUCCAGACCCAGACCUCUCUGUACGAGUACUCAGUCCACACAGGGGACCCAGUUCUGCAGGAAACCUGUCUGCGCUACCUUGCCUGGAACUGUGAGUCACUGAUCCGUUCCCCAGCCUGGACUGGUCUUGCCCUGGGCACAGUAAAGACCCUUCUAGCCCGUUCAGACGUGGUAGUGCCAGAUGAGGCCUUCCUCCUAAAGGGUUUGGAGGACUGGGUGUUGGAACAGGGUAACUCGUCCACCCACGAAGACCAGGUCGCCAUUUUGGACCACAUCCGUUUUCCCAUGAUCGCUGCUGAAGAUUUGUUCAACCUCAAAGCCAAGUCUGAACUGUACAUGGACCAACAAGAGCGUUAUAAUGCCGGCAUGUUGCAGGGCUUUCAGUUCAAUGCACUACCCUUCCAGACGCUAGCUGGGGGCCUCCUCCUUAAAAAGGUGGAAUACACACCCAGGAUCUACACUGGCAAGCCAUGGAGCUUCACUUUCAGCUCAAAGGAUGUCACCACGUUCCGAUACAUCGGACACUAUUCCCACUCAGGCCAGAACCUCAACAGCCUCAGUGCCAACUUUGACAGCCCUGUGCACAACAGUGCCUUUUUUUCCCUGUUCAAAAAGCUAAACUGGAACACCAGGGUCUUUAUCCACAACCAUGAAUGCUCAAACAGCGGUAUCCUCUGUCCGUCGCUGCCGAUGGUCUCGCUAACUGCCCAGAAUAACAGGGAGUUGCCCCAAGAGUAUCAGGACAGCAUCCGCUACCUCAACAAGGUUGUCCUGAUGUGUGAAGGGGAGUUUGUAUUCCAUGUCCAGGAUUUUGCAUCCACAAUUGGCAAUGGCGGCAAUCAGGCCCAGAUCCCAGCAAACAUCACUGCGGGCCAGGCCUAUCCGUGCCACUCAGACCAGUUCUCCUACCGUGUGGUGGUUCAGCCUGUGUACACCACCGAGAUCAAGGACAAUUAGCAGGAAGUAGAGGGACAUGAAUAUGAGGAGAUAAAGUGAACGAAGAUCACUUGGUAGUUAGUAGUUCUUUUUCAAUUAUCCAAGUUUAACAAAACAAUUUUAGCAACGUCAAUGUAUGUAAUCCUAAGUGUUUUGUUUAACCCAUCCAAUAUCUUCUGAAUGUCACUUCUAGGCAACACUGCAUUAUCAUUCUCAGUGGUGAUUUUAGCAUGUAAAUCUUGGUGUGGCAAAAAAACGAACAAAUGGGAUGCAUGCCAGCAAAGCCACAACACAACACUAAACAAUAAAUUAAUUGCACUAUAACGGGGACAAACAGUGCCCACAAACUGUUAGGGUCAACUUAAAGCUGUCCCAACAGCAGUCCCAACACCUUACCACUGCAACACCUGGCUAUCAGCGUCUUUGUCUGGCAUUGAAACAGUUAAUUCAGCCUCAUUUACUGCCUUUUAAAAAAACAUAGUUGAUAUGGCUGACUUGCUUAAACAAAUGUAGUUUCUGCUGACAAUUGAGAUGUACAAACUAUGGAAUAAGGGGACGACAAGAGGAUAAGAGGCAAUCCGUAAUUUCGAUCAAGACGUUAAUUAGCGAACUAGGACGGAUAUAGUCAAUAUAACUAUUUGUUUAGCACUUUUGAAAUGUACAGCGACAGAAUUCUGAACAUGGGCCGUUUUUACAGUGUUCUCCCUGUACACCAAGUCAGAAGCGUAGAAUAAAUAAAGGGGGCAUUUAUGCAGACAAUGAAAGCUCUUACAAAAUUUGAUGAUUACAUUUCUCUAAAACAGGUUAUAGGCUACAUGUGCACCACCAUGUCAGAACAGUAGGUGAAAUUAAGAGGGGUAAAUAGACCAAAUUAUCAAUCAAUCAAAUGUAUUUAUAAAGCCCUUUUUACAUCAGCUGAUGUCACAAAGUGCUAUACAGAAACCCAGCCUAAAACCCCAAACAGAAGCAAUGUAGAUUUGGGACCACACAGCCACUGUCACUGAUUCCUUCCAAACCACUCAUUGUUGAAUUUGACGAUGACUGCUAGCUAAGAUUUUGAAAGCAGUCCAUUCAAAGCUACUGUACAUAUAAUGUGAAUUGAUGUAAUUUUAUGGGUGGCCAAUGACAUUGAUCCUUCUUGUAUGGGCACUUCUAAUGUAACGUAGUGUCCCCAUGAGUGACAGAACACUGAGCCAAUCAUGGUGCAACGCUCUGUAUUUUCUGCUGGUCUGCCCCACCACCACAGAAAGCACUGAGCUAGGCUGAAACACCUGCAUUUUGAAGCUGCCUUACUUAAGAAAACAUAAAAGAGACCAUGUAUGUAUGCGGCUUUAUUAACUCAGUGAUAUAUACAUUUUUUACAUUGUUUGCAAGCUGAUAUGUGACACGUAUUAAUGCCAAAAUAACAUGCAAAACAGGCAAGACCCCCCCCCAAAAAAAAUGUGGGGCUUAAAACAGGGUCACCACUGAUCAAUCUAAUGUCUGUGUAACGUUACUUUGAAAAAUGUGGGUCAGGAUCAUAUGUUCACAACAAAUAACGUUCUAUGUAUGGUUGUUUUUAAUAAAAGUUUUAGUAAAGUGAA
This is a messenger RNA of Salmo salar (Atlantic salmon), 4029 nucleotides long. RefSeq names its product galectin-3-binding protein A. NCBI's taxonomy places the organism in Eukaryota, Metazoa, Chordata, Actinopteri, Salmoniformes, Salmonidae. Gene Ontology annotation, cellular component: membrane. The record is from RefSeq and is a predicted model, not a curated record.